AUGAACUCUAUGAACGUUGCAAUCAUCCUAGCUACGUGCUUUAGCUUCUUAGAAGUUUUAAUUGCCAAACCAUUAGUUGCCGGUGGAUCCGCAUGCAACACUUACACGAUCAUCAGUGCGAGAGGUACGGGUGAGACGCAAGCCCGUCCCAUAGGUAAUCGUGGUUUUAUCAACGGAGUUCUGGCUGCUGUACCUGGUGGUGCAAACCACGAGGUCGUGUAUCCGGCAUCAGCAGACUUCACGGGAGGACCAAUCCAAGGAGCCGCAGAAGCAAAUUCAUUCUUGACACAACAAAAAAGCCAAUGUCCAGAACAAACUUACGUUUUGAUUGGAUAUUCUCAAGGUGCCAUGGUGGUAACUCAGACAAUGAGAAGCCUGUCAAUUUCUCCCGACUCAGUUGUCGCGAUUGUGAUGUACGGAAAUCCCUUUUUCACAUCUGGAGCGCCUCAAAAUAUGUGUGCAGCCAAAACCGGAUCGGGCAUUGCUUCUGCCACUGGUAUCACAAUGCCAGCGCAGUUUUCCUCGAUCACAUUUGAUUGCUGCUUAAAAGGUGACGAGGUUUGUCAAACGUUUGGCUCGAUCAUCCCUCACUUAUCGUACCCAGGAUCGAGCAGCGAGAAAGCAGCUAUAGACUUUGCCGUCGCUAGGCUUUAA
Molecule: messenger RNA, 654 nt
Organism: Melampsora larici-populina 98AG31
Lineage: Eukaryota; Fungi; Basidiomycota; Pucciniomycetes; Pucciniales; Melampsoraceae
Product: family 5 carbohydrate esterase
Exons: 4
Coding region: 1-654 (217 amino acids)
Molecular function (GO): hydrolase activity
Source: RefSeq, a predicted model, not a curated record